Nanorana parkeri is the source of this 2119-nucleotide messenger RNA. RefSeq names its product diphthamine biosynthesis 6 (gene DPH6). The record is from RefSeq and is a predicted model, not a curated record. The coding region runs from base 67 to 2097 and encodes 676 amino acids. Gene Ontology annotation, biological process: protein histidyl modification to diphthamide. Lineage: Eukaryota; Metazoa; Chordata; Amphibia; Anura; Dicroglossidae. Gene Ontology annotation, molecular function: diphthine-ammonia ligase activity. The transcript is spliced from 15 exons.
GUGUGUAGGCACUUCCUGGUUAGCAGAAGCUGAGCCGCGCAGCUUUGAAGAGAACCUGUUCUCACGAUGAGGGUGGUAGCUUUAAUCAGUGGUGGAAAGGACAGUUGCUACAAUAUGAUGCAGUGUGUCAUGGCUGGUCACCAAAUUGUUGCCCUUGCAAACUUGAAGCCUCCUGACAGCGCAGUGGAUGAAUUGGACAGCUACAUGUACCAAACAGUCGGCAACCAGGCAUUGGAUGUUUAUGCAGAAGCCAUGGGGUUACCGCUGUAUCGUGCUACACUGUCUGGUGCCAGCCUCAACACAGGAAGAGGAUAUACUCCCCAAGAAGGAGACGAGGUUGAGGACUUGUAUCAGUUACUAAAGAUGAUAAAGGAAAAGGAGUGGGUAGAUGCUGUGUCUGUUGGAGCCAUUCUGUCUGAUUACCAGCGCGUUCGAGUAGAAAACGUGUGUCAGCGCCUUGGUCUUCAGCCAUUGGCUUAUCUCUGGCGGCGGAAGCAGGAGGACCUUUUGGAUGAAAUGAUAUCCAGUGGAUUGCAUGCCAUACUCAUCAAGGUAGCUGCGUUUGGUUUAGACCCUGAAAAGCACCUUGAGAAGACAUUAGAAGAGAUGAGACCUCACCUGAAACAGCUUUCUGCUCAGUAUGGUGUCCAUGUGUGUGGAGAAGGAGGAGAAUAUGAGACGCUCACCUUGGACUGCCCUCUCUUUACAAAAAAGAUUGUUGUUGAUUCCACAGAGGUGAUGAUGCAUUCUAAUGACGCUUUUGCUCCUGUGGCUUAUCUUCGAGUGCUGCAGCUUCAUUUGGAGGAUAAAGUGAGUAAUGCUUGCAGUGCAGCGCUGAAUUUAGGGGAGCCAUGUCCUUGUGAUGUAGACCAGCUUGUGCCACAUGAAUCAGAGCCACACACUGAAACAGAACAUAAACCGUUGGCAUUUAUACCCCAGCAAUGGCCAUCAGGUAGUUGUGUCCAUUGGUCAUCUCAGACUUGCAGUGGAUUCCGAUGGAUGAGUGGAGUUACGCCCUGCAGCAGUAAUAUACAAGAAGCCACCCUCACGGGCCUGUCAUCAUUUAAAGCACAAGUGGAAGAGAAGGGUCUACAGAUGAGCGACGCUGUGCUAGUUCACUUGUAUGUCCAAAGCAUGGAUGACUUUGCAGCCAUCAAUGCCGAAUAUGGGAGACUCUUUCCUGUGGCACCGCCUGCUCGAGUAUGUGUGCAGUGUUGUCUACCCCAGGACACUCUCUUUAAGAUGGAUGUUCUCUUCUGGCUGCCUGUCGUUUGCAGGGAUGACUUCACUGUAGAGAAGAUAGCCAUGCAUGUUCAGAGCAUCUCCCACUGGGCCCCCGCUAACAUUGGGCCCUACAGCCAAGCUGUGCGGGUUGACGAUGGAGUAUUCUGUGCUGGACAGAUUGCAUUGAAGCCCUGUACCAUGCAGCUGGUUCCUGGAGGAGUUGUAGCUGAGAGUCGUCUCUCCUUGCGCCAUGUAGAAAGAGUCUUGGAUGGCAUCGCCCCUGGCACUUCUUUGAGACAUGUGAUGGUUGCUCAGUGCUAUGUGACACAGAGCUCCCAUAUACACACUGCCCAGGAAACAUGGAAAGCAUCAUUUAAACAUCAGGAUAUUACCCCUAUGCUUACUGUGGUUGUAGUUCCCAAGCUUCCACGUGGGGCUGCAGUGGAAUGGCAUGUCUUGGCUUCUGUAAGUGAUCCUGUUGACCAAAGUUAUUUCUCAGCAUCCCUACAGAGAUCGGACUACCAGGCUAUGCUCAAUGGCUCCAUAUCCAGCUCUAAGACAUGUGCCACCCUUGUACUGUCGGUAUCUGCUUCUUCACCUCAGAAACAUGUGUUAGAAUGGUGCCAUGUCUGCAGUCUUGUUCGAGAUGUGCUCCAGCAAGCUUCCGCAGAAUGCUCUUUACAUGGUCUAAUAGCAGUGUGCUGCAGAACCUUCUAUAGGAGCAACAAUUCAGAGUUACAAAGUCUUCAGGAAGAUUUGCCGGUAAUUCUGAAGAAGGUGUGGGGGGAGAAUGCACCGUGUCUUGUGCUGGUUCCUGUAAUAGAUCUGCUCGGUCCUGAACUCCUAAACAUGUCUAUCUGGCUUAGUUGUUGAUCUCGUGGAAUGGUUCAUCCAA